AGCUAGUUGACAACAUCGGAACGAUAUAAUACUCGUCAUCCUCGACCUGGCCUUUCGUUCGUUUCUCUUUCGCAGCAUCACAGACUGUGUUUCUCUUCCGCAUCAUCGCCAAUUGGUCGAUGACAUUGGCACGGUAUAUUGUUCGUCACCGUUCGAUCGGCCUUUUCGUUUGUUUUUCUUUUGCAGUAUUGCAGACUGGCCGACAACAUUGGCACAGUAUAAUAUUCGUCAUUUUCGAUCGACCUUUUCGUUUGUUUCUCUUUUACGGCAUCACAAAUUGGUCGAUAAUACCGGCAGGCUAUAAUAUUCAUCACCCUCGACCGGCUUUUUCGUUUGUUUCUCUUUCGCAGUAUUGCACGCUGGAUGACAUUACUGGCAGGGUGUAAUAUUCACCACCCCAAAUUGUACUAAAGGACCG
This is a messenger RNA of Truncatella angustata, 418 nucleotides long. RefSeq lists its product as uncharacterized. NCBI's taxonomy places the organism in Eukaryota, Fungi, Ascomycota, Sordariomycetes, Amphisphaeriales, Sporocadaceae. Bases 120 to 386 code for a protein of 88 amino acids. The transcript has a single exon. The record is from RefSeq and is a predicted model, not a curated record.